AUGGUCUACUUCCCACCUUCUUUCGUCACCCUUGCGGCAUCUCUCUUUUUCUCCGCACCUGCGGUGGCUCACCCUGGCCAUGACAUCGCGGAGGAGAUCGCUGAACGCGCCGCAUACCUUGCGAGCGACUCGUACAUCGGUCUCUCGCACUGCGCUGAGACUCUCAAGUCUCGUCAGGCGGCUUUGAUCAGCUACCGCAAAGCCAUGGUUCAGCACCUGCGCACCAAGCGUGGCAUCGUCAAGCGCGACUUCGAGGAGGUCCUUAACACUGAUCACCACUCGAACGCCUCUGUCACACCUGAUAGCCCAGACGAUGUCGUUUUCGCCGGUAACGCUUCGUGCAUUCUACAAGCUGAGGCCACUGAGGGCCCCUACUGGGUUUCUGGUGAAUACGUCCGCCAGGACAUCACUGAUGGCAACCCCGGUGUACCCUUCACUUUUGAUGUCCAGGUCAUUGACACCAGGACCUGCGAGCCAAUCUCACAGGUUGCCCUCGAGGCCUGGCACUGCAACAGCACCGGCGUGUACGGCGGCGUAGUUGCUGGCGGUAACGGCAACACUGCUGAUGCGAGCAAUAUCAACAACACCAUGUUCCGCGGUAUCCAGUUUAGCAACGAGAACGGUAUUUUGCAAUUCGACACUACCUUCCCUGGUCACUACUCUGGACGCACCACGCAUAUUCACGUCCUUGCCCACGUCAACUCCACCAUCAAUGAGCAAAACCAGACUCUCACCGGCGGCCACGUCUCCCACGUCGGCCAACUCUUCUUCGACCAAAAACUCAUCACCGACGUCGAUACCGUCGAGCCCUACAUCACCAACGCGCAAAAACUUACGCUCAACGCCGACGAUGGCAUCUUCGCCCAGGAAGCCGCUACCUCUGACCCCGUCCUUAACUACGUCUACCUGGGUGACAGUGUUGAGGAGGGUCUGUUCGCUUGGAUUACUGUCGGUAUUAAUCCUACUGCUGUCACGACGCCUAGGGCUGCGGUUAACUUUGGGGAGGGCGGUGGUGUGGCGAACCCGGGUGGUGGCGGUGGGCCUGGUGGGCCGCCUCCGAGUGGUGGGUUCCCGGGUGGUCCGAGGCCGACGAGCACGGCUGCGCCGAGCAGCACUGUUGUUUGAGUAAUUUCAGACACUGGCAGCAAUGACAGAAGCACGUAGGGGGUCGAGCGUGACGAGAUUGUUGG
Molecule: messenger RNA, 1190 nt
Organism: Macroventuria anomochaeta
Lineage: Eukaryota; Fungi; Ascomycota; Dothideomycetes; Pleosporales; Didymellaceae
Product: aromatic compound dioxygenase
Exons: 3
Coding region: 1-1125 (374 amino acids)
Molecular function (GO): oxidoreductase activity, acting on single donors with incorporation of molecular oxygen, incorporation of two atoms of oxygen; ferric iron binding
Source: RefSeq, a predicted model, not a curated record